GGUUGUAAAUCAAAUGUAAAUAAAGUUCAGGAGGUAAAUCAAAUUGAUAGUUUAACAAAUGCACAAUACAGCAUGCCAUAGUAUUUCAACUGUUGCCAAUGAUAUAUUUCUGGAUAUUUUUUUUUAUUUUUUUAUUUAAAAGUAAAUUUGCAAAGAAAAGAAAACAAAUACUACAGACAAAAGUAUUGUCCGGGUGUGAUCUCGACUACUAUCUUCUGCAGGAAAAACAUUGGCAUAUGGAAUUCCAGUGGUGCAGUCCUUACAAGUAAUACAAUCUAAAGUGAAGCCAAGACAAACUGAUUUUCUAACCCUACAGUACACUUGAUGAAAUGUUUGUUGAAUGUUCAAUAAUGUUCUUGGCUCACAAUUUUUCUGAUUGUAGAUGCCUAAAAGAAAUGCAUUUAUUUAUUCAUAAUGAUUAGAUAUUGAUUGACCAUGUUUUGUAUUCAGUCCUCCACUGUCACACUGUUAAAGGAAUAGUUCACCCAAAAAUGAAAAUUCUCUCAUUUACUCACCCUCAAGCCAUCCAUGAUGUGUAUGACUUUCUUUCUGCUGCUGAACACAAAUGAAGAUUUUUAGAAUAUCUCUGCUCUGUAGGUCCAUACAAUGCAAGUGAAAGUUGACCAGAACUUUGAAGGUCCAGAAAUCACACAAAGGUAGCAUAAAAGUAAUCCAGACAUCAGUGGUUAAAUCCAUGUUUUCAGAAGCAAAAUGAUAGAUGUGGGUGAAAAACAGAUACAUAUUUAAGUCUUUUUUUUACUGUAAAUUUCCACCUUUAACCAGCUCCAAUUAGUAGGUAGUGAUAUGCACAAAUAAUGUGAUUUGCCAAAAAACAUAAGAAUGUGAAAGUGAAACUGGAGAUUUGUAGUAAAAAAGGACUUAAUAUUGAUCUGUUUCUCCCCCACACCUAUUAUAUUGCUUCUGAAGUCAUGGAAUUAGCCACUGGAGUCAUGUUGAUUACUUUUAUGCUGCCUUUAUAUGCUUUUUGAAGCUUUAAUGUUUUGUUCACCAUUCAGUUGUAUUCUUCUAAAAAUCUUGGUUUGUGUUCUGCAGAAGAAAGUCAUACACAUCUGGAAUGACAUAAGGGUGAGAAAAUGAUGAGAUUUAUUUUUUAGUUUUGGGUGAACUAUUCCAUUAAAGCUCAAAGACAUAAUUCAUUUGUACUGUAUGUAUUUAGCUAGAAAUGAGUUGAAUGUUAAAACUGUCACCAUGCAUGUUUAUUAGUCCGAUUCGACACUGUUAAUGUAGUGUAAGGUUCUAAUGGCUGUUGCAUGUAUAGUUACAGUCAUAUUCAACAUUUUUGAUUGUGAUUUUUGGUUUUAUAAAUAAAAUUCCAUUUGUCUGGUCUCUUUCAGAGAUCAGAUGGGCCUUUGGCUGUAGUGAUUGUUCCAACCUGAGAGCUUGACCUGCAGAGCAUUCAGAUGUUCCAGAAGCUUCUAAAGACUGAGGACGGGCAUUAAUGUUCUAAUCUGGACUCCAGGCAGACUGGUUGAUCACAUCAAGAACACUCAUUAUUGCUUAGCAGUGCUGUGCGCUGGCUCAUUUUGGAUGAAGCAGACAGGUCAGAGAACACGGAUCCUGGACCUGGGCUUUGAGAAUUAUCUGACUGUGAUUCUGAAUGCCCUGAAUGCCACUGGACUUGCCAGACAGAAUGUGCUGCUUUCAGCCACACUCACUGAAGGAUGUGGCUGCACAUGGAUUGGAUCUGCCUCAGGUUACAUGGAUUGUACAGUAUAACCCUCCCAUUACUGCUGUGGAAUACGUUCUUGUGGGCCACACAGCACAGAUUGGAGCCCGGGGCAGCAGCCUGCUUUUCCUCACCCCCUCUAAGACCACCUUUGUGGAUGUUCUGGCCAAUCAUAUCAUCAGCACUGCAGUCAUUCCUGAGAGCAUACACCACCUACCCCUCCAGCCUGAAACACAUCUUCCAUAUUCGCAGCCUGCACCUGGGCCACCAGGGUUUCCGUUAGCUGGCCUCCCAGGAAGCUCACAAUGAAAGAGCCAGGAUCUAACCUUAUGCACUCAGAGUAUGUCAGUGGGAUAGAGGGAGAAUCCAAGUCUAAGAAGAUGAGGAAAAAGAAGAUCAAGAAGAGGAAUCUACUCCUGCAUGAGAAUGAAGUUAUAGAAACUAUACGAGAUGCUGUUUUCAGUCAAGAAGUGCUCAGGUCAGAGCCCUCACGUCUAGAUGGAUUCUCAGGGUUGAAUUCAGGUGUCUUUACACAGAGUGUGACGUUUCUCCCUGUAACAACGCAUUACAGGUCAGCAGCAUUGUCUGAAUAUUUGCUCAAUGCAAAAAAAUCAGUGCAGAUGGUUAAAUAAUAAAAGGCAGAGUGAAAUGUAUUUGUAAUAUUUUAUUGGUCUGAGUUCAUUUUAUUGGUAUGAGUUCCCCAGAAUCACUUUUGACCUGUGAAUUUAUUAUUAUAAAUGUGGUGUCAUAAAUAUAGCCUGUGACCUGUAGUAACUAUUUAAACAGUUAUGAUUUACAUGGAAAAGAUUGGUUUCAUUUAUUGUUGUCUUUUCAUCAAAAUGUUAUGGAAAUGUUGUCACUGUAUUUUACAUAAAAUUAUUAGUAUUCAGUAUUCAAAUACAGUUGUCACUGUAUUUUACAUAAAAUUAUUAGUAUUCAGUAUUUGUUUGUCUGAUUUAAUGUGAUUUUGAACAGAAAUGACUCAAAAAUUAUUUUAGAACCAGUGGUGUACAAAACAUGACCUGCGUUGCAUGUAUUACAGCUGGUUUUAGCAACACAACAUACUUCCAUUGUUUUAUCAAUAAGACCUGUUUAGCUUCAUUUAGCUGGUUUCUUUGGCUUGAAAUUCAGCUAGGUCAGGUAAAUAGGGGAGGAUAACUGUGGAGGCUUACGCUGACCAGCUGUCCAAGUGUUCAGUCUGAUUCGCCCGGUCACCAGCUGCUGUCUUUUGGCCAAAGACUUCGCUUCGAAAGCUAAAACGAAAUUUGACCGGAAUAUUACGUUUCACGGUCGCUUUAUUAGCGUGAAAGCCGCAUGUUUUGUUGCCUGUAGAAUUUCGAUUGGUCUCUUCCAAUGAAACGCCUAUUAUUGUGGGUCAAUUAAACCCAAACAAAAAACCACUUACUCAGAUACGCUCAUUUCGAUUUGUGUAAGCUGUUCUUUACGAAGCUCAUGUGACGUUUUAAAUAUACACAGACCUCACAAGGUUUUGAUUGGCAGUAAUUCGUAUGUUUAUUUUAAUAUAAAAUACCACGCUUAACUCAUGUGGUACGUCUUGUGUAAAUUGAAGAUUGAAAUAAUAAUAAUAAUAAUAAUAUAUAAAUGGAUCGGCCCAUUUAUGCUUUUAUUUCACUGCGCCACAGACUACUGGUAGGCUACUAUGACAGUUCGUUGCAGCUACCCUGUGAAUUAUAACAAUUCUAAUUUAUUUUUGUCGGUAAACUUUUUGCAUCGAGCAUAUUCUGAAGCCAAUUACAGGGAGGCUGUCAAUAAAUUCACAUUUGAUAAUAUUAAAGAAUAAAUAACUAGAAUCGAAUGUGGCAUAAAUUCAGUCUUUAUUUAGACAAUUAUUUUGGCGCAUUUUGAACUGAGUUGUAAAUUAACCACAACACAAUUUCCUCAAAGACUGUUUCAACAUCCGAACAGGUUGCAGUGCCUUGAUCUGUGCAUUAGGAAAACUAGAUGUCAGAUUUUAGUAAUAAUAUCCUAAUAAAAAUAAUGUCCAGCAAUAUAACCACCAUAACGAUCUGACCAGUUGCAUUUGUAAAAACAACGCAUUAUUAUUUUAUUGUUCGUUAUAUUAUUCAAAUGCUUCUUAUCAUUAGGGGCAAAAAUCCCAAAUAAUAAUUGUUCUUGAUUGCCUAUUAUUCGGCUGAAAUUGCUUAGUCUUUUAUUGAUAUCUGUAAUGUUGAUUUUGGUUUGCUUGCUUCAUUUAUUAUUUGUGCAAAUAACCCAAGCCAUUUCUUAGGGGGAAAAGCAUCGUCAUAUUUUUUUAUUUUAUU
Myxocyprinus asiaticus (Chinese sucker) is the source of this 3969-nucleotide messenger RNA. Its product is annotated as probable ATP-dependent RNA helicase DDX31. The coding region runs from base 1628 to 1996 and encodes 122 amino acids. The transcript is spliced from 8 exons. Lineage: Eukaryota; Metazoa; Chordata; Actinopteri; Cypriniformes; Catostomidae. Gene Ontology annotation, cellular component: nucleus. The record is from RefSeq and is a predicted model, not a curated record. Gene Ontology annotation, biological process: ribosome biogenesis.